This is a messenger RNA of Anneissia japonica, 524 nucleotides long. RefSeq lists its product as uncharacterized. The coding region runs from base 105 to 524 and encodes 139 amino acids. The transcript has 3 exons. Lineage: Eukaryota; Metazoa; Echinodermata; Crinoidea; Comatulida; Comatulidae. The record is from RefSeq and is a predicted model, not a curated record.
AAUGGUGGCGCCCUUUGUUGAAAUGCCUUCAACAUGUACGACAGAAUUGCUCCUAAAAUAUCUUUUUUUUUUCAGAAAUUUGAGUAUAAUGUAGAAAUACUGAGAUGAGUUACGUAAUGCCUCAAGGCAAUGUGAUUAAAAGUGCAAGAUUUAGCGGACUAUCAGCCGCGCCUGAAAAAAAUAAAGUGUUGGGAGAGUCCUUGCCACAACUGUUAUCAAAACGCUUGCCCAAGUCAGCUUAUGCAACUUUGGAGGCUUGCAGUAAAGUUAGCGAGGAUGACACAGAUAGUAUUCCACAUCGCUUGCCUAAGAUUUUCAAACAUAGACCUGAAACAGUACCUGGUGAUACCAUAUCUAGAAGACUAUCAAAUAACAUGAUACACUUAGAUGAACGACAAACUAGAUUUCUGGAGGUAAAUAAACUGCCGAAUCCGCCACAUACGAUCUGUCUCUUAUACACAUCAGAUGUGUAUAAGAGACAGUUGUUGAAAUGCCUUCAACAUGUACGACAGAAUUGCUCCUAA